GUGUUCAUAAUUUGAAAGCUGCAAUAGUCUCAGUCGAACACGCUUGCUUUAGCAUUUAUUUCUUAGAGUCACUGGUGUAAAUGGUUCGGAAAUUACUUUAGGACAAUACAUGAGGAAAUCUUUUCAGCGUUAGCUCUUUUGAUUGUGACCCCAAAGAAGAUUUUAACUGCCUCUUUAGGGAAAAUUUCACUUUGUCACCCCUAAAGCUAAGAAUGUAUCCAAUCUUGCGUUAGAAAACAUCCUGUUAUCUUCAGAAAGAAGGCGUUUUCAAGGAUUCAGAGUAGAUCUAUCAGGGAGAACUAAAUGUUGAUACGCCGACACAAGCUAGUGGCCAGCGGUUUUCUUCACAACCCAUCUGUCUUUUCCUCGCGGCAGUUUAUAUAAGAUGAGUUUCGCUCGAAUAUUUCAUAUUGAAUCUGUGCAUGCCUUUUGGUUUCGUAUUUUCCUUCAUGCAUGAUAGAAAAUAGCAAACAGCUUGAAGGUCUUCGGGUAAAGACACGAAAACCAAACGUGGAUUAUAUGUUACGGACCCACUGGAGAAGACUUGAGGCUAAAGGUAAUGGAAUCAAAACCAAGAGUUUUGAUACUUGGCGGAUUGGGAUUUGUUGGCCGCAACCUUGUAUGCUACCUUGUCGAGCACAGGCUGUGUUCCAAGAUUAGGGCUGUUGAUAAAGUUCCACCACAAACAGCAUGGCUGAACAAAAGACAUAAAGCAGCAUUCAAUCAUGACAGUGUGGAAUUUAAGAGUGCCAAUCUCAUUCAACCUGCUAGUGUAGAGUCAGCCUUCUGCGAUUCUGGAGGUGAUUUUGAUAUUUGUAUUAACUGCGCAGCAGAGACCAGAUAUGGACAGUCUGAGGAGGUUUAUUCAGACGGGGUGUUCAAACUGAGCAUGAACUGUGCAAAGCAAGCGCGGGAAAGUAAUGUGAAGAGGUACAUUGAGAUCUCUACAGCUCAAGUGUAUUCUUGUGACAAGGGCAUAAGUAAUGAAGACAGCAAGAAAUCACCUUGGACACAUAUUGCAAAGUACAAGCUCAUGGUGGAACAAGAAAUAGCUAAACUUGAUGGAUUAAACUUUAUCAUUGUUAGACCAGCAAUUAUUUAUGGAAUAGGUGACAGGCAAGGACUAAUGCCAAGAUUAAUAAUUGGUGCUGUCUAUAAGCAAAUGGAAGAGACAAUGAAGCUGCUUUGGAACAAGGACCUGAAUAUGAGCACGGUUCAUGUCACUGAUGUUUGUCGAGCGCUGUGGCACCUGACCAGUCAUGGCAACAGUGGUGAUAUGUUUAACUUGGCUGACAAGAGUAAUACCACCCAGGGAAGUAUCACAGACUUCGUGUGUGAGAUAUUUGGAAUUAAACACGACUAUUUUGGUACUGUUUUAUCCAACAUGGCACGGUUGAACAUGGCAGGCACCGUUGAUGAUUCCAACGAAAAACACCUGGAGCCUUGGUCUGCAGCAUGCGAGAGAGAUGGUAUCCACAGUACCCCCCUUAGUCCGUAUUUGGAUCAGGAACUUCUUUACGAUAAUCACUUGUUCGUAAAUGGAUCAAAGAUUGAAGAAUCAGGUUUUAGCUACAAUUAUCCUGAACUUACGGUGGAAGUCUUGAAGGAGGUCCUUGAUAACUAUGUUGAAACAGGGUUAUUUCCACCUUCGCUGGCCCAUGCAAGAUGAUGACAUGAUGGCGAUUCGCUAUAUUAAAUUCUUUCAUAUGUGACUACUGAUCAUCCACAAGGAACCAGAGAAACAAAUAAAAUUCUGAACCCAAUGAUCUCGUCUGGGAAUCUGAUUUUGAUGUGAACUAAUAGCAAACAGUUUUCCUUCUGAGUAGAGAAUGCCUAUACUCCACAUAAAGAGCGUCUUUUUGAGAAAUCUUCUUUUGACAGGAUGAUUUGAUAAUUGUUUCGUCAACAAAACAUAAUAAGCACAACAUGUAUGAAUGUGGCCUAAGAAAACUUGUGUUAUCGUGUUUUUAUGUUUUUCAGGCGACUCGUGAAAGGUCAUGUAGUUUUUUAAUCUUGUUCGAAAUAAACGGCGUUUUCAGUCUA
This is a messenger RNA of Stylophora pistillata, 2043 nucleotides long. RefSeq lists its product as uncharacterized. The record is from RefSeq and is a predicted model, not a curated record. Lineage: Eukaryota; Metazoa; Cnidaria; Anthozoa; Scleractinia; Pocilloporidae.